Messenger RNA from Cryptococcus amylolentus CBS 6039, 2559 nucleotides. RefSeq lists its product as hypothetical. The transcript is spliced from 9 exons. Gene Ontology annotation, molecular function: transmembrane transporter activity. Gene Ontology annotation, cellular component: brush border membrane. Bases 1 to 2559 code for a protein of 852 amino acids. The record is from RefSeq and is a predicted model, not a curated record. Lineage: Eukaryota; Fungi; Basidiomycota; Tremellomycetes; Tremellales; Cryptococcaceae. Gene Ontology annotation, biological process: transmembrane transport.
AUGUCAGCUACGCCCCCCGGAAACAUCAAGCUUCCGUCCAGGCCCACCCCAAACGACAUUCUCGGGGGGUCGGCCCUGGCAGUCGAAACCCCAUCCCCCGCCCACGCCCACGGGUCCAACCUCGAUACCGCCUCCCCCAACGACUCGGGGUUCGCGAGAGGAACCGUUCCCCGCCCCAAGGGCCGCUCCAGAGCAUCAAGGCCAAGUUUUGGAAGUUACGGAAGAGGGCAUAGACUGGCUAGCAGCCGCGGCACCCCGGGCGGAAUCGUGGACGAGCUGCUCGAUGAGGUGGAGGCAGCUCCUAAGCUGCCCAGUCUCGUCCCCGGUAUCAGGCCUGCCUAUUCUACGCCUCUCCCGGUGCUCCCUAUUGCGGUGCUAUGUAUCGCCAUGUCGUCAGAAAUGCUAGCGGCGAAUCUGUGCACCCCCUUCAUCCUCAAGCAAGUAGAAGGUAUAUUUGACAUGAGACUCGACACCGAGGCGGCCGUUGGUCUCUGGACCGGCAACUUGGUUUCCGUGUUCUUCAUCACCCAAUUCCUCACUUCCUUACUGUGGAGCAGUAUCGCAGACCGACACGGUCGGCGUGCUGUGCUUGUCGCGAGCUUGCUGGGAAGCUGCAUCGCAUUGGUCGUAUUUGGCACGUCUGAAUCUCUUCCAGAAGCUAUCUGUGUCCGACUCGUACAGGGAAUAUUCGGAGGAGCCGUUGGAGUGUUCCGAGGCUCUAUUCGAGACUUGACAGACGAGACCAAUGCGUCCAGGGCAUACGCCAUGUUGGGCUUCGCUUGGAGUUUGGGUGGUGUCCUUGGUCCCCUGUUCGGAGGUGUAUUGGAGAGUCCUGAGGAGAACUACCCGGGCACAUUCUUGGCUCGCGUUGUACUCUUCCAAGAGUUCCCCUAUCUGCUCCCGACCCUUGUAGGGGCCACCAUCCUCUUCAGUGGUGCCGUACUCUCUUGCUUCCUCUCUUGGGAUGGUGGUGUUCGAGGCGGUCGACGAAUCGAACUCCAAGUCGAGAAAGACGAACCUCUCGUAGCCCCUUCAUCGCCUGAUGUCGUACAACACUCCUCCCCUGCCCCCUCCAGCCGUACCGCCGUCCGCAUUCCAUCUACCCAUUUCAGACGAGGCGUCACCUCGCCCGGAGAAGAAGAGAUGGCGGUGUCUCAUGGCGGUGGCUACCCUGAGCUUGGAAGAAGUGCGGGUACGCGAAGGGACAGCCGUGCGAGUGUAGGAACGGCUUAUGGCUAUGGUGGUAUCCGAUCCAAACAUCCUACUCUUGCAGCUAGGGCUGCCCUCGAAGCGGCAAGGCGGGUGUCUGCUGCUGUCCACCGGGACGACAGCGAUGAUGAAGAGGACGUCAAGGGCAACAAGGCCUUGCGAGUCGCUCAAAAGCUCCUCCUCGCCAACGAAGAAAACACUUUCAAUAUCAACGACCUUUGGGUUUCUGCGGCUGUUGCUCAAGACACCGCUGUCUUUGACGACGAGGAAGAGGAGACUGAAGAGGAGCACGAGGAGGAUGACGAGCCGCUCAAUGAUACUCCAGCUGCUGCUUCACCAUCCGUUGGCGGUGCUUCGCCGUCGGUCUCGGAAGACCAUCGUCGUAGCUUCGGCUUCGGCCUUACGCACCGCACUGGUCGAGUUACUAGCAUGGGAAACAUGUCGCUCCACCGAAACCUCCCUGGCCACCGCCUGUCUAUGUCUGGCAGGCGUUUCAGUACAACUUCGGGUCACGUGCCUGCCAUUUUCUCCAACACUGGCGUACGAACCCCACCUGCCGUUGCCGCUGCUUACAACGCCGAAUCGCCAAGGACCGAGGUGGACCCCUUCUUCCAAGACUCACCUGCUCCAGAGCAUCGUGCGCAGGGCGGCCUCGCUGCCAUCGCUGAGGCUGGAAGCAAUGCCGUGGACACUGCUGUAACGCAAGUGUCUGAGAAGAUGCCUUCGUCCUUUGCUCUCUUGCCCGUCCAGAUGAUUGUCCAGUACGGUCUUCUCGCCUUGCACAACACCAUCCACGACCAAGUCUUCUUGUCUUUCCUUGUGACUCCCUACAAGUCUGGCGGUCUUGGUCUCAACCCUGCGCACUUCUCGCUCAUUAUCUCUCUCAUGUGCUUGUGUCAGCUCGUCUACCAAUUCUACCUGUAUCCCCGUCUCGGUCCUCCCCUUGGUCGAUUCACCCACCUGCAGAUGUUCAGGAUCGGCUGUGCGCUCUACGUGCCUUCUUACUUGCUGUUGCCGCUCAUGCACAAGGUGGCCUCGGCAGAGUCUGAGGGUGGAUUCUUGCUGAUGGUCGGUGUGGUGAUGGUGACCGCUUUGAGGUACUGUGCUGGUACUUUCGCCUACACUUCCGUCAUGGUCCUCAUCAAUGCCAUGUCUCCGCCCCAAGUUGUCGGCCUAUCUAACGGCCUUGCUCAGAGCACCGUUUCGUUCUCCCGAUUCUUCGGUCCCGUCAUCGGUGGCGCCGUCUGGAGUGCCAGUAUCAACGGCAACCCCAACGGUUACGCCUUCGGCUUUUACUUUGUCACCAUUGGCUGUGCCAUCCAAUGCGCGCUGUCUUUAUUGAUCCGUUAA